AUCUCCGACUUUGCCGACUUCUUCUUCUCCUUCUCCUUCUUAUUCCCGAGAAACGGUGCCCUUUCUCCUCUCCCUUCCAAACCCUAAUCCCCCCUCCAUGAUCCUCUCCCUCCCUUCCCAGUAGCCGAGCUCCACCUCUUCAUCCAUGGCGGCGGAGCCCUUCUCUAAGAAGAAGGAGGGUCUCCUGCUUGGCCGCUACGAACUUGGCCGUAUUCUCGGCCAUGGCACCUUCGCCAAGGUUUACUACGCUCGGGACGCCCGCACUGGGGAUUCCGUCGCCAUUAAAGCCUUAGACAAGGAGCGCAUCCUUCAGGGCGGUCUCGUCGCCCACACCAAGCGCGAGGUCGCCGCCCUCCGACGUGCUCGCCACCCCAAUGUUGUCCAUCUCCUCGAGGUCAUGGCCACCCGAUCCAAAAUCUACUUCGUUAUGGAGUUCGUCCGCGGCGGUGAGCUUUUCUCCCGUGUGGCUAAAGGUCGUCUUCAUGAGGACACCGCCCGCCGGUACUUCCAGCAGCUGAUCUCCGCCGUUGCCUUCUGCCACGCCCGUGGUGUCUUCCACCGUGAUCUCAAACCUGAGAACCUCCUCGUAGAUGACACCAAUGGCGAUCUCAAGGUCUCCGACUUUGGUCUCAGCGCGGUAUCGGAUCAAAUCAGGCAGGACGGGCUCUUCCACACCUUCUGCGGCACCCCGGCGUAUGUCGCGCCGGAGGUGCUCGCUCGCCGUGGCUACGACGCUGCCAAGGUCGACAUUUGGUCUUGUGGUGUCAUCCUCUUCGUUCUCAUGGCUGGGUACCUCCCUUUCUAUGACCAAAGCGUCAUGGCGAUGUACAAGAAGAUCUAUAAAGGUGAAUUCCGCUGCCCACGGUGGUUCUCGUCGGACCUAACAAAGCUCCUCUCUCGCCUUCUUGAUACCAAUCCACAGACCAGGAUUACCAUCCCGGAGAUAAUGAAGAGCAAAUGGUUCAAAAAGGGAUUCAAGCAUGUCCGGUAUUACAUGGAAGAUGAUAAAUUCUAUCCUAUCGAGGAUGCCAUUGACUAUGUGCCGCCUCCGCCGGAGGAGAAGUCUGAGUCGGAGUCUGACUCUGAUUCAUCAGUGACUUCAUGCCCCCCUUCAUUGUCUGAUGUAGAGAGGCGUGGAUUAGGAUUGCCAAGGCCUGCUAGCUUGAAUGCCUUUGAUAUCAUAUCAUUCUCAAGGGGUUUUGAUCUUUCAGGGUUGUUUGAGGAGAGGGGGGAGGAAACAAGGUUUGUUUCAGGUGAACCGGUGUCGAAGAUUAUCGCAAAACUGGAAGAAAUUGCUAAAGUUGUGAGCUUUAUAGUGAGGAAGAAUAAGUGUAGAGUUAGUUUGGAGGGGACAAGGGAAGGGGAAAAGGGGCCACUUACAAUAGCAGCAGAGAUAUUUGAGCUUUCAGGUUCACUGUUGGUGGUGGAGGUGAAGAAGAAAGCAGGUGACAGGGCGGAGUAUGAGGAGUUCUGUAACAAGGAAUUGAAACCAGGGUUGCAGAGCUUUGUUUAUGGGUAUGCUGUUGCUGGUGCCAUUGCCUCAGUGGAUGUUGCUGAUGAUUCUGGUCUUGCUUCUGAUUUUGAGUAGUAGGAGAACAAAAAAGAGUAAUGUUCUCAUCUUUCUUAACUUUUGCUUUUGGUUUUCUGAAGUCAAUAAUCAGCUAUUGUUAUUGUCUCUGAUAUAAUUCUUUGUUGGAAUUUGUUUGUACUAGGAAUCUAGUGAAAAGUAGUAUUCUUUAUUCUCAAAUAUGCAUUGAUAACUUUCUUAAUGUCA
Messenger RNA from Dioscorea cayenensis subsp. rotundata (Guinea yam), 1774 nucleotides. Its product is annotated as CBL-interacting serine/threonine-protein kinase 12-like. The transcript has a single exon. Gene Ontology annotation, biological process: protein phosphorylation; signal transduction. Gene Ontology annotation, molecular function: ATP binding; protein kinase activity. The coding region runs from base 146 to 1588 and encodes 480 amino acids. Lineage: Eukaryota; Viridiplantae; Streptophyta; Magnoliopsida; Dioscoreales; Dioscoreaceae. The record is from RefSeq and is a predicted model, not a curated record.